Anopheles nili is the source of this 1881-nucleotide messenger RNA. Its product is annotated as angiopoietin-2-like. The record is from RefSeq and is a predicted model, not a curated record. The transcript is spliced from 4 exons. The coding region runs from base 1 to 1881 and encodes 626 amino acids. NCBI's taxonomy places the organism in Eukaryota, Metazoa, Arthropoda, Insecta, Diptera, Culicidae.
AUGCGGAAGACAGCAGUCACAUUGAUGCCUGCACUGCUCUUUGUAGCCUUUGGUACGGCGGAACCAUCGUCUUUGGCAGAAGUAGCAAGCAUGCAGGACAUUCGCUUAAUGCUAGAGGAUGUAAAAUCUCACUUGGGCCGUUUUAAUACGCACUAUCUUGUUAAUCUUGAACAACGAAUUGUUUCGCUUCUUACAACCAUGACGAGCAUAGACGUGAACGUGAAAACUUUACAGGAAAAAUCGCAGAUUUGGGACGUAUUUCAACAUCACAUCGGAGCCUGGAGUGAACAUAUCAAAUCUGUCGACAAUAAGCUUGAUAUAUUGAAGAAAACUCACGAAACACCCUCGGCAUCACUUGAAACGCGACUAUCAAAUCUUGAUUUUAAGAUUCAACACAUUUUUGAAAAAGUUGACACCAUCAAUGAAAAGCUACAUGACAUCACGAAGACUGUGUACGCACUUUCAAGCAGCAAUGCAAAUUUUCGUGGACGCCGGAAUGAUCGUUUGGAAGCGUCCGAACAAGCUGGGAUUCUCACAAAAAUCGGACAGCUGCAGAAGCAAAUAAAUCGCCUAGAAAGCAGUGGCAAUGGUAACAAUUGUCAAGGUAAACCCACUGGACAGAACGGCAGUCAAAAGGGGCAAGGCGUAACUGCAAAGUUUAAAAAGGAUGUAUCCGAUUCUGACGAAGAAAUGGAUGACUGGCUGGAUAAACUGACUACCAAAAAGCUUCGCGAGAUGGUUUCGAAUCGCAAGCAGUGCCGUUCAUUUGACGUACUGACUGGAAUGGUUCGAUCUAUCGAAGACCGUACGGUACGAAUUUAUGACUUGGAAGCUAAUCAGUUCGAACAAAUUGUGUCCUGUUGUCAGCGUACGAACAACGAAAUAACAACGUUUACAAAUAGCGCAGACAUACUUUUAAAACGAAUCGAACAUUUGGUACUGGACGUCGAUAGAAAAGUGGAGAAACGAAACAGUCUGCAAUGUGUGAAACAGAAACCAAAUUCCGAGCUGGACGUAGCAUCCAACGGAGAGAGUAACAACACUCUCUUGGAAAAUAUGGAUACCCUAUCGCACGUGGAUCUUGGAAGUGGCAGUGAGGAAUCCAGGGCAGAUAUGAACAUCAUAAGUACAUCAUCGAUUGAGCAACAGGAAGAAAUAAGUUUCCACCAUCCAGAUAAAGAUGGAUGUCAUCAAAUAUUAAAACGAAUUGAUGGUGUGUAUACUUUUGCCGAAGUAGAGCUCAAUGAGGCUAGACGAGACUUCAACAGAAGAUAUUGCCAAUUCGCUACGGCUGGUCCUGCAUGGACUGUUUUACAACGCCGUGAUUUGUAUGAUUUGCAAGAGAAUUUCAAUCGCUCUUGGAAUGAAUAUAAAUAUGGAUUCGGUGAUUUGGGAUACGAGUUUUGGCUGGGAAACGAGUUUAUCCAUAGAUUGAGCUAUAACGACAACGUUGAGCUAAGAAUUGAGCUGCAGGAUUUUGAAGGGAAUAAGGCUUAUGCAGAGUACCGCUCGUUUGGAGUUGAAUCGGAAAAGUUCAAGUACAACUUGAUGGUUUAUGAUUACCACGGCAAUGCCUCUGACGCUCUUUCUUACCACAAUGAUAACGAUUUUAGCACAUAUGAUCGUCCAAACGACAAAUCAAAUGAACAUUUUCCUUGCGCUCUUACUUUUGGAAGUGGCUGGUGGUUUAACAGUUGUGCUGAAUCGAAUUUGAAUGGAAAAUAUUACUUAGAGAACCCGCAAAACCAAUCAACUGGUAUACUGUGGGAAUCCUGGCUGGGUAACUAUUCGCUAAAGUCUGCAAAAAUGAUGAUUCGUCCAAAGGAUACUUGGAACAAAGAUGAAGACCCGUCAGAAACCGAUAAACCAAUCGACCCAUAA